UAUAUCCACCCCUUCAUAUUCAUCCGCACUUUUUGAAGAUUCAAGGUAUCGCCUAUCUUUUUCACGCUCAUCCCCCUCUCUCUGUAUCUACAUCUUCACUCUCUUCUUCUCUAUCUAGACCUUCACUUUCAUUUCCUCAAUUGCUUAGCUUCUCGUCCGCUUUCAGAUCGUUCCGGUGGAAUCACGGCGUCGACUGGCGAUCUCCGGUUAGUCUUAGGGCUCAGAUCCGAAUUGCUCUCGUGAUUGAACACGGUUUCAGCGCAAGAUCGCGAUUAUGGCUUUUGAAAAUGCUUUCAAGGAAAUAUUGACUAGUCUUCCCAAGCCUGGAGGUGGCGAGUUUGGAAAAUUCUACAGCUUACCUGCAUUAAAUGAUCCAAGGAUUGACAAGCUGCCAUACUCUAUUAGGAUACUUCUGGAAUCUGCUAUACGUAAUUGCGACAAUUUCCAAGUUGCUAAGGAUGAUGUAGAGAAGAUUGUUGAUUGGGAGAAUACUUCACCGAAGCAAGUUGAAAUUCCCUUUAAGCCUGCCCGUGUUCUCUUACAGGAUUUUACUGGAGUUCCGGCUGUGGUUGACCUAGCUUGUAUGCGGGAUGCUAUGAAUAAGCUUGGCAGUGACUCUAACAAGAUCAAUCCCUUGGUUCCAGUGGAUCUUGUCAUUGAUCAUUCAGUUCAGGUAGAUGUAGCAAGAUCUGAAAAUGCUGUACAGGCAAACAUGGACCUUGAAUUCCAAAGAAACAGAGAGAGGUUUGCUUUUCUUAAAUGGGGAUCAACUGCUUUCCGUAAUAUGCUUGUCGUUCCUCCUGGUUCUGGUAUCGUUCACCAGGUUAAUCUGGAAUACCUUGGACGGGUUGUUUUCAAUACUGAUGGCAUUCUUUACCCUGAUAGUGUGGUUGGUACUGAUUCCCAUACGACUAUGAUUGACGGUUUAGGAGUUGCUGGCUGGGGAGUUGGAGGAAUUGAAGCAGAGGCAACAAUGCUUGGUCAGCCCAUGAGCAUGGUUUUGCCUGGUGUUGUUGGAUUUAAAUUGUCUGGGAAAUUGUGCAAUGGUGUCACAGCAACUGAUUUGGUCUUAACCGUAACUCAAAUGUUGAGGAAACACGGUGUUGUUGGCAAGUUUGUUGAGUUUUAUGGUGAAGGAAUGGGUGAAUUGUCAUUGGCUGAUAGGGCCACUAUUGCAAAUAUGUCCCCCGAGUAUGGUGCAACCAUGGGCUUCUUCCCUGUAGAUCAUGUCACAUUACAGUACCUCAAAUUAACUGGAAGAAGUGAUGAAACUGUGGCAAUGAUUGAAGCUUAUUUGCGUGCUAACAGAAUGUUUGUUGACUACAGUGAGCCUCAACAAGCAAGAAUAUACUCAUCUUAUCUGCAGUUGGACCUAGCUGAUGUUGAACCCUGUAUUUCAGGACCAAAAAGGCCUCAUGACCGAGUUCCUUUGAAAGGCAUGAAGGCUGACUGGCAUUUGUGUCUUGAUAAUAAAGUUGGAUUUAAGGGCUUUGCUGUAGCAAAGGAGGCACAGGACAAAGUUGUAAAGUUUUCAUUUCAUGGACAAGCUGCUGAGCUCAAGCAUGGUAGCGUUGUCAUAGCGGCUAUCACAAGUUGCACAAACACGUCAAAUCCUAGUGUUAUGCUUGGAGCUGGUCUUGUUGCAAAGAAGGCCUGUGAAUUGGGUUUAGAGGUUAAACCAUGGGUAAAAACAAGCCUUGCCCCAGGGUCUGGAGUUGUUACAAAAUAUUUACUCCAGAGUGGCCUCCAAAAAUAUUUGAGCCAGCAGGGCUUUCAUAUUGUUGGCUAUGGCUGCACGACAUGUAUCGGGAAUUCUGGGGAUCUUGAUGAAUCUGUUGCUUCUGCAAUUUCAGACAAUGAUAUUGUUGCUGCUGCUGUGCUUUCUGGAAACCGAAACUUUGAGGGUCGCGUUCAUCCACUGACAAGAGCUAACUAUCUUGCUUCUCCUCCACUAGUUGUAGCUUAUGCACUUGCUGGAACGGUUGACAUUGACUUCGAAAAGGAGCCAAUUGGAACUGGGAAGGAUGGUAAGAGUGUAUACUUCAAGGAUAUCUGGCCCAGUAACGAGGAAAUUGCAGAGGUGGUUCAAUCUAGUGUACUUCCAGAUAUGUUUAAGAGCACUUAUGAGGCUAUCACAAAGGGCAACCCAACGUGGAAUCAACUAUCUGUCCCGACUGCCAGUCUUUAUGCUUGGGAUCCAAACUCAACCUACAUUCAUGAACCCCCGUACUUCAAGGAUAUGAAUAUGGACCCACCAGGACCUCAUGGAGUGAAGGAUGCCUACUGCUUGCUCAAUUUUGGUGACAGUAUAACGACGGAUCAUAUUUCUCCAGCAGGAAGUAUCCACAGGGACAGUCCCGCUGCCAAGUACCUCCUUGAGUGUGGGGUUGACCGCAAGGACUUCAAUUCCUAUGGUAGCCGUCGUGGCAAUGAUGAAGUGAUGGCAAGGGGAACCUUUGCAAACAUUCGCAUUGUGAACAAGCUCUUGAAUGGAGAAGUGGGCCCAAAGACCAUUCAUAUUCCAACUGGAGAGAAGCUUUAUGUGUUUGAUGCAGCAAUGCGGUACAAGGCUGCUGGACAAGGCACCAUUGUUCUGGCUGGAGCAGAAUAUGGAAGUGGUAGUUCUCGAGACUGGGCUGCCAAGGGCCCAAUGCUACUGGGAGUGAAAGCUGUCAUUGCCAAGAGCUUCGAGAGAAUUCAUCGUAGUAACCUGGUUGGAAUGGGCAUCGUUCCUCUUUGUUUCAAGCCUGGUGAGGAUGCAGAUACACUAGGUCUGACUGGUCAUGAGCGUUACACCAUAGACCUUCCAAGCAAAGUUAGUGAGAUAAGGCCCGGCCAAGAUGUUACUGUGAAAACUGACACUGGCAAGUCUUUCACAUGUACAGCCCGUUUCGACACAGAGGUCGAGUUGGCAUAUUUUGAUCAUGGUGGCAUCCUUCCAUACGUCAUUCGGAAUCUGAUUAAACAGUAAAUUGUUGAGCUUUUGGACCAAGAGUCUACUACUCUUCUAUUUGGAUAGUUUAACAGCAACAUGGAAAUCACUAUCCAUGGGGAAACUAAAUCUCACUACAUUCCCAAACUUCUGGAAUUUAUACUACUACAAUAAAUUGUUUUCAAUAAAAGUGGAAAAUUUAUGUUUUCCUCUCCGAGUCUGCUUUUCACUUUUCAGUAAGAUGGAAGAGUGUCAUUUAUAGUUCUUACCUGUCCAGUGUAGAAAAUAGACAAUUGCAAUUGAUCUAGGGCAAGGCAGACUUAGCUGCCUUACACAAUUGUAAUUUGUUAUUCUCGGUCUGUAAUUUAAUUCUGAACAUUUAUUCCAUUUUGUUUAAUUUACAUGAUUAUUAUUGUUUUUA
This is a messenger RNA of Cornus florida, 3353 nucleotides long. Its product is annotated as aconitate hydratase, cytoplasmic. Lineage: Eukaryota; Viridiplantae; Streptophyta; Magnoliopsida; Cornales; Cornaceae. Bases 275 to 2971 code for a protein of 898 amino acids. Gene Ontology annotation, cellular component: cytosol; mitochondrion. Gene Ontology annotation, molecular function: 4 iron, 4 sulfur cluster binding; aconitate hydratase activity. The transcript is spliced from 20 exons. Gene Ontology annotation, biological process: citrate metabolic process; tricarboxylic acid cycle. The record is from RefSeq and is a predicted model, not a curated record.